This is a messenger RNA of Electrophorus electricus (electric eel), 5055 nucleotides long. It is a transcript of the gene mical2a, whose product is annotated as microtubule associated monooxygenase, calponin and LIM domain containing 2a. Gene Ontology annotation, molecular function: FAD binding; protein binding. The record is from RefSeq and is a predicted model, not a curated record. Lineage: Eukaryota; Metazoa; Chordata; Actinopteri; Gymnotiformes; Gymnotidae.
UGUUCACCGCCUUCAAAAGUCCUCGAGCAGCGGUUUACUCACACGCGCUUCUUCCGCGCUCCGGUCACUCGCUCAGCGCGCUGCCCACUAUACUCUACCACGCGCCGUCGGUUCGCUCCUUUCACUUUUUGAAGUCGGGACGCUCGCGAAGAGUGUCACAUAGCAUCAGGCAGUAAGGGCUGAGGGUUCAGACAGUGUGCCUAGCUCUUACACCACCUGAAGUAAAGCCAGAGGACGCGAGCAGCAAGACCUCACUGCGGCGAGAGAGAGGCAGACGCAGCAGGCCGGACGUCCUCGCUUCCACAGAGGCAAGGAUGGGUGAGGUGGAGGCGGAGAGGAGCCAAGCAGGGAGGCUGUUUGAGAACUUUGUCCAGGCAUCCACGUGCACGAGCACCCUACAGGCCUUUAAUAUCAUGUGCAGUUGCCUGGAGCUGGAUCCCCUCGAGCACAGCUCGUUCUACAGCAGUCUGAAGAGCAGACUCACCUGCUGGAAGGCCAAAGCCCUGUGGAGUAAACUGGACAAGCGAGCCAGCCAUAAGGAGUAUAAGAAAGCCAACGCCUGCACAAGAACAAAGUGCCUGAUAAUUGGUGGGGGGCCCUGCGGCUUACGGACUGCUAUAGAGCUGGCCCUCCUCGGGGCCAAAGCCGUGGUGAUCGAGAAGAGAGACACGUUUUCCAGGAACAAUGUCCUGCACCUCUGGCCCUUCACCAUCCACGACCUCAGAGGCCUUGGGGCGAAGAAGUUUUAUGGCAAGUUCUGCGCAGGAGCCAUAGAUCACAUUAGUAUUCGGCAGCUCCAGCUCUUACUCCUGAAGAUCGCUCUUCUCUUAGGAGUCGAGUUCCACAUCAAUGUGGAGUUUGUAAGGCUUCUGGAACCGCCGGAAGACCAAGAGAAUGAGGGGCCUGGAUGGAGGGCAGAGAUCCGGCCUGCAGAUCACCCUGUUGCUGACUUUGAUUUUGAUGUCGUGGUGGGGGCUGACGGCAGACGGAACACCCUAGAAGGGUUCAGGCGGAAAGAAUUCCGUGGGAAACUGGCCAUCGCCAUCACAGCCAACUUCAUCAACAGGAACACGACGGCAGAGGCCAAAGUGGAGGAAAUUAGUGGCGUGGCCUUCAUCUUUAACCAGAAAUUCUUCCAGGACCUCAGGCAGGAAACGGGCAUCGAUUUGGAGAACAUCGUGUACUACAAGAACGAUACCCACUACUUUGUCAUGACGGCUAAGAAACAGAGUCUCCUGGAUAAAGGAGUCAUCAUUCAUGACUACAUAGACACGGAGGCACUGUUGAACAGCGCCAACGUCAACCAGGAUGCCCUUCUUGACUACGCGCGAGAGGCUGCCGACUAUGCCACCCACUACCAGCUACCAACGCUGGAGUACGCCAUGAACCACCUCGACCAGCCGGACGUAGCCAUGUUUGACUUCACCUGCAUGUACGCCUCGGAGAACGCGGCGCUGGUCAGGGAGAGGUUUGGCCAUCACCUGCUGGUGUCGCUGGUGGGUGACAGCCUCCUGGAGCCUUUUUGGCCAAUGGGCACAGGUUGUGCUCGGGGCUUCCUGGCAGCCGUCGACACCGCCUGGAUGGUCAGGAGCUGGGCGCAGGGCAGAGCUCCACUGGAAGUGCUGGCUGAGAGGGAGAGUCUUUACCGCUUGCUAGCUCAAACAACACCUGAGAACAUCGCCAAGAACUUUGACCAGUACACCAUAGAUCCUGGAACACGUUAUCCCAACCUCAAUUCCAACUGUGUCAGACCACACCAGGUGCGUAACUAUUACAUAAGUGGAGAGCUGAAGCCCUGCUCUUUGAAACGAGCUGCUAGCAUACGACGCCCAGUGAACCUGGCACGGCGAGAGUCUGAGAUCCGACCCAGCAGGCUGCUGACCUGGUGUCAGAAGCAGACCGAAGGCUACAGGCGUGUGAGCGUUACGGACCUGAGCACGUCGUGGAGUACCGGCUUGGCCCUCUGUGCCCUCAUCCACCGUUUCCGAGCACAUCUCAUUGAUUAUGAUUCGCUAAAUGAGGAAGACCCUGAAAGGAACGCCCAGCUUGCAUUUGAUGUGGCCGAGAGGGAGUUUGGCAUAAAGCCAUUCACCACAGGCAAAGCGCUGGCCACGGGCCAGGAGCCAGACAAGAACAGCAUAGUUACCUACCUCUCCAAAUUCUAUGAGCUCUUUCGGGGAACCCCUCUGCCACCUUCAGAUUUGAGGAGAGAAAUGGAUAAAAACAAAGACGAAUCCCAACCCGUUUACAGGUCCCUGAGCUUAACACAGCCUCGAAAACGGAUACCGAAGGAUGACAAAAAGGUGGACAAUAAUGAUUCUUUUUACAAAAGAAGACGGAAGGUUUGCAGUUAUCUGGAAGAGGCAACCAACUUCUCCAGUCAAAGCUCAUCAUUAGAAUCUGAGGGGCGGGAGCUGAAAGAGAAUAAGGUCAAGUACAUGGCCUCUCAGUUACUGGCAAAGUUUGAGGAGAGCACGCCAAGCUGCACUCUGCGUAGACAGUCUGAUUCGAAUGUUGCGAGGCCUUCAAGACCUGCAUCACUUGAUAUGACAGAAAGCACACCCUUCAACAAACCUGAGAAGAAAAUCCCACCACCUUUGCUUCCGAAGAAGCCAGCAGCUUGCAGCAGACACGCAGAGGAGCAGCUGCCUUCUCCCCUUCUCCUCCCUUUGCCUUACUCCAGCCCUGCCUUCAUCUGUCGUAAACUCAGCCGCCCCGUUCACACACACCCCCCAUCUCACACAGAAGCCACUCCCACACACACCAGGCCACGCACAGAGCCCACCGACACACACGCACGGUCACGCACGCAGCCCGAUCACACGCGCACACCGUCGCACGUGCAGUCUGCCGGGGUACGCGCGCGUCCGCCCACGCCCCCCGAGUCAGACAGGCCGGAGAGGCGGGAGGACGGCCCCUGCCCCUCUGCCAUACGGGCCAUGACGGCCAUGCUGCAACGCCUCCAGAGGGUGGAGGAAGAGAUCAGCCAGAGGAAAGCCCAGACUCAGAACGCCAGGGAGUUUCAUAAAAAGAGCAUAAAGGAGAAAGCAGUUCACUUAAGCUCGCUGUUCUCGGGCCGUGCCGUCCCUCUGCCUCAGGGUUCCUCUCGGAGGGAGUUCCCCCAGAGCCUGGGUGAUGUGUGUCAUGUGUGUAAGAGGCGUGUGUAUGCAGUGGAGUGCCUCAGAGCCGAGGGUAUGUUCUUCCACAGAGACUGUUUCCGCUGUGACACCUGCAGCUCCCCUCUGUGCCACGGUGCGCACGCUUUCGACGCAGGGCGGGGGAAGCUGUACUGCAAGCUGCAUUUCACCCAACGUGAAUUGGCGGUGAAAUGCGAGAGCGUGCUUGAACCUCGUAAGGCACCCGAUGACCAUGCCCACGCCAGCCCUGGACAGCAUCCCGCCGGUGAUGAGAGCUCUCCACAGCAACCGGCAGGUACCCUGCGCUCGGUGCUGAGGCGAAGCAUGCACUGGCCGCUGCACGUGGGUCGGGCGGCGUGGGCCGCACCAAACCGCUUUGCCCACUGGCUGGGAGCGGGGGUCUGCAAACUCAGCCGGCACUUCCGGGCCAACGUGGAGGACUACACCUACCUUCUUUUCCGCCCAGUCUGCAGUGUCCACCCCCGAGUCGCUCUGAGCCCUCUCACACUCGAGAUGGAGCCACAUUGCUCGUUGGGCAUAACAGAGUCUAGCAUAAGAGGGUGUCAUUGAUUUGGAGUGGGUUCACAUCUCUCGCCGUACCAAUAAAGCCCAGAGUAUCCUCCGCACACAAUCCUCCUCCUGCGCCCGGCAACAGAACAGAGGAAGCCAUCGGGCUGGGCGACACCAGCCAACCACGGCCGUCUCCCCUUCACCAGGCUCUCGGAGUGAUCUGGUUAGUUGGGUUUUUCAGUUUAGCCAGCGAGUCCACACUCAGCUUUGGCCAUUCCUCCUGUACAGUUCCAGGCAGCAUGGGGAUUCAGUGCCUGGUCGAUAUCACUCCACUGCACCUUCACAAAAAGUCCAUUUCCCCUCCCUCUGUGUCCUUGGAGCAAAACAAUCUUUUGCUAUGAAAUGGUGAAGGAGUUAGGAAGCAGCCAGAUAAAACCCAAAUAAUCUGGCAUCGGGCUGUCAGGGUCUCUCAUUCACUUAAACAAGAUGGCCACUUAAACAUGAGAAACAUUUUGCCCUUCAAAAUAAUUAUUUAGGCUUUUUUAUGUGAUAAGCCAUGUCAGCACAGAACAGAUAUGUAAAGAAUUCUGCCAGCGGCGUUAUGAGCUGUAUUGUGAGUGCAGAGCAGUGGGAACAUUCCCUGGCCUUCAGGGUGAACUGUGAAAUAAAUGUUCUCAUUUCUGCAUUAGAGCACUUCAGUGCAGGUUUUCACUCUCAAUGCUGGAGGGCUGCAACAAAAUACAGUUGGGUUAUCUUACAUUGGUGCGCCUGUUCAACACACCAGCCAAUUACGGCCCCCUCUAUAGAGCACUUCACCUAUCCCUUUAGUUAUCCUGUCAUGGGGUGGGGUGGGGUGGGGUGGGGUUUUGAGACAUACUAAAAGGUAGGGUACUGUAUCUCUCGUGCUAGAUUGCCCAGUGUGGUAUCUCUUGUGCUAGACUGCCCAGUGCAGUAUCUCUCAUACUAGACUGCCCAGUGCGGUAUCUCAUUUAUAUCUUUAGUGUUACUUUUGUAAUAUUGACCUUUCAUUCUGUCAACGCUCUGUGUCUUCAGCAAAUGUUCCAUGAAUCAUAUUCUGGCUGUACCUGUGUAUUAAUGUAUCGAACUACUUAUGUAUUGCUGUACGACUGAAUGGCUAGACAAUGCACCCAAGCAGGAGGAUGAGUGCAGUUUGCUUUUCCUUUCUUAACACCACCUUGCUAAUGCACAAUUUUAAAACUUGAGUGAUCACUAAACGUCUACUCUCCCCCUGAACCUCUGUUUGCCUGGACCCUGGUGCUUCUCCUGUUUAUCUCUUUCUCACUGAGACAUUAGGCUCUUCUGAGAUGAGACGGAGCACUCACUUCCCAAAUCUGGCCCUGCCAGAGGGUUUGCGCCUCUGCGCUGCAGCUUGGAAAUGGGAACAUUU